UGGUAUUCAGGACGAUUGCAGCAAUAUGCUGCUGGGAAGUUGUCCAAAAAUUUCCAGGAGCAGCAAAGUUGCCAGUACGCCCAAUUGUGAUAAACAGACUGCUGCUUCGUGCUCGGAUUCGCCGAUUGACGAAGGAGUCGCCUCGGAUUUGUCUUCAGACGAUGGCAGAAGGAUCAAAAACCAAGACGUCAACUCCACAGACGACGACGACUCCAAAAGAACCCUUCGCGAGAACUCCAAAAACCUGGAACUGUCUUCCAAAAAAACUCUUGACAAUGACAAUAACAAACGCAGAAAAAUGACCCGGACUGAAAGGACUAUUAAAAGUUUUCGGAUUCCGGACGAUGACGGCAACGACGUCCGGAGCAAACUGGAAAUCCUAUUAAAAAAAGGUGCACCGACUUUACCACAACCGAAGGAGCAUCCGCAAUCAGUAGAUGGCGACGGUGAAGAAGUGAGGAGGGUUGGCAGGAAUGACGCUGUUGCCAGACGGAGACAGGCGAAUGCUGCUAGGAAAGAAGCCAGCCUAGGGUAAGUGGAUAAUUGUUAAGAAACAAAAUUUGGGGAUGUUGA
This is a messenger RNA of Ctenocephalides felis (cat flea), 573 nucleotides long. RefSeq lists its product as uncharacterized. The coding region runs from base 26 to 535 and encodes 169 amino acids. Lineage: Eukaryota; Metazoa; Arthropoda; Insecta; Siphonaptera; Pulicidae. The transcript has 2 exons. The record is from RefSeq and is a predicted model, not a curated record.